This is a messenger RNA of Olea europaea var. sylvestris, 1077 nucleotides long. RefSeq lists its product as uncharacterized. The transcript has a single exon. Bases 1 to 1077 code for a protein of 358 amino acids. The record is from RefSeq and is a predicted model, not a curated record. Lineage: Eukaryota; Viridiplantae; Streptophyta; Magnoliopsida; Lamiales; Oleaceae.
AUGGAAAAUGUUAAGGGCAAUACUACUAUACCUUUAAUUACAAGAGAAUGGGUUAAUAGAGAAUUAGCAAAUAUUAAAAGAUCCACUAGAGAAAGAUUAAAGAAUAUAGUGAUUGGAGGAAUCCAAAUCAUGAUUAAAGGAUACUUUAGAGAGGGAAUGGAUAUUCCUAUACAAAUAUAUUUAAUGGAUAACAGGAUACUUCAUGAUCCUAUGGACGCUCUAUUAAGAGUUGUCUCUGGAAAUCUUGUAUAUAAGAAAAUUAUAUUUACUAUAAGACUUGGAUUUGCCAUGUCUAUAUUAGAUGAAAACUUAAGUUUAGGAUCAAAUUUAUAUCACAAAAUUGAUAGAUUAAGUAUGCCACCAAGAAGUAAAACUGUAACUUUACAUUGUAAAGCUUUAUAUGCUUUUACUACUACACACCAAAAAGAAAUCAAUAAAAUUUCAGGAGAAUUCAUAGAAAUUCAUGAAGACUUUAAAAACCUAGCACAAUUUACAUCACCAAGAAUGCUAAGUGAUUAUAACAUUUCGUUACCACAAGAGAUAUUACUUGAUUUUCAUCAACGAUCUAGAAGAAUAGACAGUAAUGUAGGUAAUCAAGGAUUAACAAGUUUGAAUACUUUUGGACAAUUUGUUGUUAGAAUGCCUAGUAGAAGAAUAGAAAGAAGUAUCAGUAUUAGAGAAAUCUCAAGCUCUAGUAGACCAUCUACAACUAGAAAUUACACAACUAUACCUAGAAAUAGUAUUGAUAUUGAUUUAAGAAAAAGUGAGGAAGAUAAUUUCUUUAUAUUAACAGAAUAUUUCAAUAAUCAAAAUAACUAUGAAAAAAUCAUAGCCCUUGUUAAUACUGGAGCUUGUACUAGUCAUAUAAGAGCAGACUUAGUCGAUCAUUUAGUAGAAGAAAAUCUUCCACAAGGAAUAACUCUUACAAAUUAUCAUGGAAUUAAAUAUGAAAUUAAAACAUUUGUUAAUCUUGAACUAUGUUUUACUAACAUAGAAGGAGAACAAUUUAAGUUAAACCUUAAAAUUAUAGAAAAGGAAAGGAUGCUAGCCCAUAUUAAUUGGAAUGACCUUUCUUGA